UAUAAAAGCAAACGCGCGAUGAAUUUUAUUGACUGACUUUUAAAUAAUGGUGUGGUGCUAGCACGGGGAAGAAAAAAAAAUGAGUUGCGACAACGACGUGUCUCCGGGAAGCAGUCCUCCGGUGAACGUGGUGUUCGAGGCCUCGACGCAGACCCCCACAAACGAGGAGUGCGAGUCGCCGCUGUUCACCCCCAAGGGGUAUUGCCUCAAGACGGUGGAGCAUUGCAGUUUUGCGCUGAGUAAUAUCCAAAAAAUGAAACAGCAAGGACAGCUCUGUGACAUAACGUUAAAAAUAGGCUUAGAGCGAUUUAGCGCCCAUAAGGUGGUCUUAGCCUCAGUUAGUCCCUACUUUUUCGCCAUGUUCAACGGCGACAUGAAAGAGCAACACCAGAGCGAAAUCACAAUCCACGACCUCGACCCCACCGCCAUCGACCUCCUCAUCGAGUACUCCUACACGGGCCAAAUCCUCAUCACCCCCGACAACGUCCAAGUCCUCCUCCCGGCCAGCAGCGUCCUGCAAAUGCAAGAAGUCCGCGAAGCCUGCUGCAAAUUCCUGCUACGGCAACUCCAUCCCACAAACUGUCUCGGAAUCAGGAGUUUCGCAGACACGCAUUGUUGCAAAGAGUUGCAUCUCAAGUCGCACGUCUACGCCUUGCAGAACUUCCAGCAGGUGGUGGCCACCGAGGAGUUUCUCUUACUACCGUUUGAAGAAGUUAAAGAGUUGAUUUCAAACAGCCACUUGAAUAUUUCCUCAGAGGAGGAUGUCUUCACAGCGGUUUUGAAUUGGGUGAAGCAUGAUUUGGCCGAGAGAAGUCGGUAUAUCUCGCAGUUAAUGGUCCACGUGCGUCUCCCCUUGGUCAACCGCGAGUUUCUUAUGACACGUGUGGACAACGAACGCCUCAUCCGCGACGACAGCGACUGCCGUGAGCUCCUCCUCGAAGCCAUGCGCUACCAUUUAGCCCCCGAGCGUCGCUGUGCCUUAUCGACCUCUCGCACCAUCGAACGCAAACCCAAAGGCGCCGACCCCUACCUCUUCGCCGUCGGUGGCGGUUCCCUCUUCGCUAUCCACUCCGAAUGCGAGGUCUACAACCCAAAAAACGACUCUUGGUCCGUCAUCGCCCCCAUGUUGUGGCGCCGCUCCCGUUCGGGAGUCACCGGCCUGCGGCGUCUCCUCUACGUCGUCGGUGGCUACGACGGCAACUCGGACCUCGCCACCGCCGAGUGCUACAACCCCUUGGUCAAUUCCUGGACGUCCAUCACCCCCAUGGGGACCAAACGAUCGUGUCUGGGCAUUUGCUCGUUCGAUGGUUUGAUUUACGUGUGUGGGGGCUACGAUGGGGCUUCCUGUUUGAGUUCCAUGGAACGGUACGACCCCUUGACGGGGAUUUGGUGUAGUUGUCCAGCGAUGAACACCAGGAGGCGGUAUUGUCGGAUUGCAGUGGUGGAGAAUUGUAUCUAUGCCUUAGGGGGGUUCGAUUCUACGAAUUAUCAAGCGUCGGUGGAGAGGUUUGAUCCGAGGGAGGGGACAUGGGCGCCUAUCCCCUCCAUGUCGAGUAGGAGGAGCAGCUGUGGAGUGGUGGCCUAUGACGGGCAUUUGUACUGCAUUGGGGGGAACGACGGGACGAUGUGUAUGUCGAGUGGGGAGAAGUUUAAUGUGAGGAGAAAUGCCUGGGAGCCAAUCGCUGCGAUGCAUAAUCGGAGGUCCACUCAUGAAAUUGUCGCAAUGGACGGCUUCAUCUACGCCCUGGGGGGCAACGACGGCUCUUCAAGCCUCAAUUCUGUCGAAAAAUACGACCCGAAAUUGAACAAAUGGACUGUGGUUGCGUCCAUGUCCAUUCGCCGAAGUUCCGUGGGGGGCGCUGUCCUCGACUGUAUUAAUCUAGAAUACGUUUUAAAGCAAACAAUGAGUUGAAACAACUCCAAGGUACAAAAAUUCUUUCCGUGCAAUUAUACGACGUUCUGUGAUAACGAAAAGAACCAAAAAUUGUUUCAGGCAAAUUUAUAUAUUUAUAUGACACGGUACGUGUCCAAUUUCCGGUUAUUUAAGCUUUUAAAUGUGUGAAAUAACCGAAAUAGAGGAUUUGAUUUUGAAAUUGGCGCCGUUGAAAAGUGGCGCCAAAUUUGAAUUUUUCUAUUAGAAUUAUGCAACGAUGUAGUUUAUUGUGCACAGAUUUACUGUUUGAGUUUUUCUAUCUAUCUCUGGGAAAACAAACGAAGCGCAGCUUGGCCUAGCUUGAUUUAAACACUGCCAUUGUUGUGUAGCUUGAUGUCAGAAAUA
Tribolium madens (black flour beetle) is the source of this 2278-nucleotide messenger RNA. Its product is annotated as kelch-like protein 17. Bases 80 to 1912 code for a protein of 610 amino acids. The record is from RefSeq and is a predicted model, not a curated record. The transcript is spliced from 6 exons. NCBI's taxonomy places the organism in Eukaryota, Metazoa, Arthropoda, Insecta, Coleoptera, Tenebrionidae. Gene Ontology annotation, molecular function: protein binding.